AUGGUUUCAUUCAACUCCCUUCUCCUCGCUGCUGCUACCGCCGUUGGUGUCUUCUCUGCACCAACAACGGAUGUGCUUGCCAACGCCUACCCAAGAGAUGUGCUUGAUGCCAGAGGUGGAACUCCAAGUGGCACUGGAACCAACAAUGGGUAUUACUACUCGUUCUGGACUGAUGGUGCUGGUCAAAUCACAUACACCAACGGUGCUGCUGGGUCUUACAGCGUGACGUGGUCUGGAAACAACGGAAACUUCGUUGCUGGAAAGGGAUGGAACCCAGGAGCUAGACGAACAAUCAACUUCUCCGGCACAUACAAGCCAAACGGCAACUCCUACCUCUCCGUCUACGGCUGGACCAAGAACCCGCUCAUCGAAUACUACGUCGUCGAGAACUUCGGCACCUACAACCCCUCCAGCGGCGCCACCAAGAAGGGAACGGUCGUUAGCGACGGAUCCACCUACGACAUCUACCAGAGCACCCGCACCAACCAGCCCUCCAUCAUCGGUACUGCUACCUUCCAACAAUACUGGUCCGUUCGUCAGAACAAGCGUUCCAGCGGUUCCGUCACCAUCGGAAACCACUUCGAUGCGUGGGCUAAGUUGAACAUGAAGCUUGGUGCGCAUGAUUACCAGAUUGUUGCUACUGAGGGGUACUUUAGCAGUGGGUCUGCUAGCAUUACUGUCUCUUAG
Messenger RNA from Glarea lozoyensis ATCC 20868, 687 nucleotides. RefSeq names its product Concanavalin A-like lectins/glucanase. The record is from RefSeq and is a predicted model, not a curated record. Gene Ontology annotation, molecular function: hydrolase activity, hydrolyzing O-glycosyl compounds. NCBI's taxonomy places the organism in Eukaryota, Fungi, Ascomycota, Leotiomycetes, Helotiales, Helotiaceae. Bases 1 to 687 code for a protein of 228 amino acids. The transcript is spliced from 2 exons. Gene Ontology annotation, biological process: xylan catabolic process.